UCCUAUCUCAUCAACCAAAAGAGAGAGAGAGAGAGAGAGAGAGAGAGAGAGAGAGAGAGAGAGAGAGAGAGAGAGAGAGAGAGAGAGAGAGCAAACUAAAACGAGAUCAGAGAUGACGCAGAUGCUUUCCAUACUCCGCCGCAACCUCCAAAACCUUCGUAAGAGCCCACGCGUAGCUGACGAGACUGAGAUGGCUUCGACGACACAAGGAGCAGGAGUAGUAGCUCAUAACGAAAGACGAGACGGGGCUAACGCCGUUAUGAUGCGAUUCCCUUUCUCGAUCAUUUCGUGCUUUGCCGUGCCACGUGUCAGCGGGACAGAUGGACUAUGGAUGUCUGGAGAUUAUGCCAGCGUCUCAGAGGUUAACCAUCUCAUGGUUAGUGAUGGCAUGAGAUACGCCAUUUUAAUGUAAUAACCCAAGUCCAAACAUGUUCGUAGUGUUUCGUUUUUUUUCUUAUGUUAACGAUACAAUUACUUAGCUUCUCGAUCCUACAUGUGUACAGUAUUAAAUCUAUGAGAUGUAGAACACGUUUUAGUUCUUGUAUAGAUGGAUUAUUGAUGAAGUUUUUGUGUUUGUAGCAUAAGUUAUGCUUCUAAAAUAUUUUCCCCACA
This is a messenger RNA of Brassica napus (rape), 612 nucleotides long. RefSeq lists its product as uncharacterized. Lineage: Eukaryota; Viridiplantae; Streptophyta; Magnoliopsida; Brassicales; Brassicaceae. The transcript has a single exon. Bases 113 to 412 code for a protein of 99 amino acids. The record is from RefSeq and is a predicted model, not a curated record.